UCCACCUGAUAGUGGGCGGGUUUUAGUCCGCAGCUAAGGUGGCUAGCUCGCCGGUCGGCCUUACCCAACGCCUCUCUCCACUCUCCACCCCCCACCCCGCCUGCCGCCCUCUCGGCUCCUCCUCUUGACUCCAGCCAGCAGCGGCCGCCGCGUGUCUCAUUCAUCCGCCGUACCAGGGACGAGGUGCGCAACGCUGCCGUAUUCGUUCACGGAAGACUGGAAAACCCGAUUCAGAGGGAGAGGCUGACCGCCUCUGAGGAGAAGAUGUCGAGCUGAACUACACGGAGGAGGAAAAGGGGUUCUACUGGCCGCGCCAUGUCCUUGCCUCCUAUCGCGCCACCACCUGCUGCCGCCCCCCGACUACAGCUUAGGAAUCAGCAACAGCCUUCGCCGCCAGUGGCGGCACCCAAAAAGGCGGCGGCACCCCUCGCUCCAGCCAAGCCUCCUCGAAAAGGUCGCGGUGCGCCUUCGGAGCACUCCGGCGCCUUUUCGAGUUCUUGGCCCAGCGCUUCUCUCCAAAAGCAGCUGCCGCGUAACAGAGCCGCCCAAGCUAGCAGGAAUCCCACGCCGCCCAAAGCAGCAGCAACAGUAGCUCCCGUCUUGGGGGCUCCUCAAUCUCUCGCCCGAGGCCGCUCAGUCUUGGGGCCGCCGGGCUUGGGCACACGCUCCUGCGAGAGCCCUUGCGCGGCGCAAGCAGGACGUGGAGAGGCCGCGCUACGCUUUUCGCUCAGCCUUCCCCCGGAGGCAAUCCGAGUGCUGCAGCGCCGGAGCCUGGAGAAGCAGCACCAGCAGAAGCCCCGAGGGCGGACGCCCUGCUCCGCCUCCCCCGACGCCACGAAACGCCUCCUGGCGGGCGGCUCAGCCGCCGGCGGGGACUUGCGCGCUCUCCUACAGGUGUCGCUGCUGAACGAACACCACCGCUACGACGAUGUGGAAUACGAGGAGGAGGUAGAAGGGGUGGCCGGUGGCCCUGGCGCCUGCACGGCGGAUGAAGGGCUGGUGCGCAAGUGCACCGAAUGGCUUCGAGGCGUGGAGAACGCCGCUGCCCGGGACCGGACCGACAAACUGGACACCCUGCCUCACUUGAGCACCCUGUGAGCUCUUUGCGAGUGCCUCCUUAUGCUCGCAAACGCCCUUUACAAAGAGGCAGGCGCAGGUCCUCCAUGUUUUUUCCCAGGUUUGCAUCGCAGUUUGUUCAUCGCGGAAGGCCUUUCCACAUCACCUGUUGUUGUCUAUGAGCGGAUUUCUUCCAGGUCGGCAGAAAGCUUUUCCACCAGCGCAGGGGUGUUGUGUGUGUGUGCCUUUUCUCAAAAUUAAUAUAAACGUUCCAUUAUAAUCUGCUCCAAAGUCAGCCAUCCCUCUCUCUUGCCAGAGUCGCAUCAUCUAAACAUCUUUCUAAUGGAUUGCUACAGUUGAGCUGCACAAUUCAUCUGUGCUAAUAGGAUGUCGAAGGAAAGGUGUUUACCAACACUCCCCCCCCCAAAGUCAAUGGACAUGAACAUGAGAUAAGCCUGCCUAAAGAGUACUCUGACCCUGGGUUGGGAAUCAGUUUCACGUUCUAAAUGGGCCAUAUUUCUGGGGCGUUGCCAAAAGAAAAUGUCUUGGCUCAAAAUACUAUAAAAAAGGUCAGUUUUGCUGAUGAUGCUGGGAAGAAUUAACCUGUUGUAUUAUUCUUGGUUGGCCUACUAGUUAUGACAGAAAGGGGAAUGAAGUUCCACCCUCAGUGUAUAGAUUUUACUGAGACUGGCCACAUACAAGUAUUGAACUGUCUCAUCUCAUUGUGUUUUAACUUAUGGUAACGUAACAACGCGCUUAAUGUUUAUUUUAUUUUUGUACUCUUUGCAAGGAACUGAGUGCACAGAGACAGCUGAAUCUGUUUUGUCACCCUUUACAAAGGCUUAAUUUGCAGUCUGAGGACCAUGAGAUGGUAAGGAAACAGUUUCUCCAAUCUUUCUUUCCUGAUCCUCAGAUUGCAAAGUUUACAAAAGUGCUUUUGUACUACACAAUAAGGUGCUGUGGCACAAAGAAAGAGACUGUGCAGUACCAGAACUUGGCACAAAGUGUACUAACAAGCUUUUUUAAAAAAAAAUAUGAGUACAUUGUAAAUGAAGAAUAACACAGUGAUUUUGUAAAUUUGUAAUACUUCUAUUUAUUUGAAUAAACAGUUAAAAUUUGUGAGGAAA
Rhineura floridana is the source of this 2183-nucleotide messenger RNA. It is a transcript of the gene PRR18, whose product is annotated as proline rich 18. The coding region runs from base 316 to 1098 and encodes 260 amino acids. NCBI's taxonomy places the organism in Eukaryota, Metazoa, Chordata, Lepidosauria, Squamata, Rhineuridae. The transcript has a single exon. The record is from RefSeq and is a predicted model, not a curated record.